Molecule: messenger RNA, 1532 nt
Organism: Megalobrama amblycephala (Wuchang bream)
Lineage: Eukaryota; Metazoa; Chordata; Actinopteri; Cypriniformes; Xenocyprididae
Product: nuclear factor 7, ovary-like
Exons: 6
Coding region: 183-1394 (403 amino acids)
Molecular function (GO): zinc ion binding
Source: RefSeq, a predicted model, not a curated record
GCUGAAAGCUAAAACGUGUCAGUGUUGUGAAGAACAGAGGAGGACAAAUUAUAUUAGGAUUUUUGUGUUUUUCUGAAUUAAUCCAGAUAAGUUUUUGAUUGUAAUGAUUAUUUACUUUUCAAACCAAAGUUCAGAAAGUGAAAUUAAAUUGUAGAUCACUGGAUCUUUUACAAGACGAGGAAAUGGAUUCAAAAUCUGUGGAAGAGCUUUCUUGUCCUGUUUGCUGUGAAAUCUUCAAGGUUCCUGUUAUUCUGUCCUGUAGUCACAGUAUUUGUAAAGAGUGUCUACAACAGUUCUGGAAAACUAAGGAUUCUCAGGAGUGUCCUGUGUGCAGGAAAAGAGCUUUAAGACAAAAACCUCUAGUUAAUCUAGCGUUAAAAAACUUGUGUGAUUCAUUGAUAAAGGAGGGAAAUGAGGAGAUCUGCAGCUUACACAGUGAGAAACUCAAACUCUUCUGUCUGGAGGACAAACAGCCUGUGUGUUUAGUGUGCAGAGACUCAGAGAAACACGCCAAUCACACAUUCAGACCCAUCAGUGAAGUGCUUUCAUCUUACAAGGAGGAAUUUAAUACAGCAAUGACAUCCUUACAAACCAAGCUCAAAAAUGGAGAACAAAUGAAAGAAGAGUGUGAUGGAAUAAUUGAACACAUCGAGUCUCAAGCUGAGCAAACAGAGCGUCAGAUUAAAGAAGAGUUUGAGAAGCUUCAUCAGUUUCUCAGAGAUGAAGAAGAAGCUACAAUCACUGCACUGAGGGAGGAAGAGGAGCAGAAGAAGCAGAAGAUGAAGGAGAAGCUGGAGGAGAUGAACAGACACAUCUCAUCUCUUUCACAAACAAUCAAAGACAUGGAGGAGAUGAUGAAAGCUAAUGACGUCUCGUUUCUAAAGAACUUUAAUGUCACAAUGGAAAGAGUCCAGAUCUCACAGCCGGAUCCAGAGAUGAGUUCUGGAGCUUUGAUUCAUGUGUCACAUUACCUGGGUGACCUGUCGUUCAGAGUCUGGAAGAAGAUGAUGGAAACUGUCCAACACACUCCGUUGACUCUAGAUCCAAACACAGCACAUCCAUGUCUCACACUCUCUACUGAUCUGACCAGUGUGUCGAACAGUGGUGAAGAUAAAAAGUGUCCUGAUAAUCCAGAGAGGUUUAACAGUUAUGCAUGUGUCCUGAGUUCUGAGGGCUUUAACUCAGGAACACACUGCUGGGAUGUGGAGGUUGGUUACAAUACAUGCUGGAGUCUUGUAAUAACCACAGCAUCAAACCAAAGGAAGGGAGAAGUUUUCUUUAAGUCUAAUGUCUGGCGUGUGCAAUACAUAUACAGAAAAUACUGCUCACAAUCCCCAGAGCAACCCUUGUCUUUCUUAACUGUUAAGAAGAAGCUUCAGCGUGUGAGAGUAUGACAGAGGAACAGUGUCAUUCUCUAAUCCUGUAACCAAACACAGUGUGUGCACAUUCAGGACAUCCUUCACAGAGACUGUCUUUCCAUUCAUAUAUAAUCGCUGCACAACUUCCCCUCUGAGGAUUUUACCAGUUUGUAA